UAAAAAUCAAGACUAUAAAUUUGACUUUGCCUUGCUUUUAUUUUUUUCGUUGCAAUUAUAAGAUAUUCUGGGUUAGCUGUGUAUAGACGCUACCUACGCAAUUGUUGCUCAAUCUUUACCGAGCAUCCAGCGUUACUCUUUGUGUAAGUCGGCUGAUUCCGCCGAAUCGGAUAGCCCGUCAUCAUGCCAAUACGAGUUUCUCCCCUCGCCGAGGCAGACAUCCCAGGCGCUGUGUCCGCCAUCCAACAAGCCUUUGCCGACGAUCCAUACAACAAUUGGGUCUUUGACAAAUCUACGUUCAACCCGCAACGCAAUGCCGCCUCUCUUAGCAUUCGGUGCCGAUGGGGUAUGCGCAACGGCAUCUUCCACGUCGCGAAGGAAGAGGGCAGCGACGAGGUACUUGGGGUCGCUUGCUGGUUAAGGCCGCAAAGGGCAGGCGAGUCACCGAGCUGGUCCGACUGGAUCGAAGACUGGCGGUUGUGGUUCAGCCAGGUCGGGAUGAACCUCUACUACGGCCGAGGUGGUCUCAAUGUUAAGCGUUAUUACAUAUGGAAAGAGGCUCAAGCUAAAGCCCAGUCCUCCAUCUGGACAGACUCGCGAGGCUACUAUUUCCUCAACAUUAUGGUGGUGCUACCUAAAGCCCAGAACAGAGGGGUAGGCCGACUCAUGAUGAAAGCCAUAACCGACCAGGCCGACGCCGCGGGUAUGAAUUGCUACCUCGAGUCCAGCCGGGACGUUCCCAACAUGCAAAUCUACGGCCGCUUCGGGUUCAAGUUUGCAAAGGAGCUAGAAUGCGACGACGACGGCACAGCUAUCAAACUCUACGCUAUGGUUAGAGAACCCAGUGCCGAGCCGCAGACAAAUUAGCCAUACUAUUUCACGUGUGCUCGGUUUGUAGAAUCCGAGCGCAACUAGACUACAGCGGGCGUAGGUUCCGCACGAGUCCGCAGAGCUGGAAGUUGAUGCCGUUAAUAUCUAUGUGGAGGUUAACUACCUACCUAACCUUAUGUAGGUUAAUCGUCCACAUGAGGUAAGUUAACGCAGUAAAAAUAGAACGAAAAGAACUUCGAAGUUGUCUAUCAUCCUUGGCUUCCCGCGCCAACAUGAACUGCUUAGUUCUCAUUUUACUCAUUGGGGAUCAUACACAAAUGUACUGUGCAUAGCUGAAGUUAGCUGGAGACAGCAAAAUCAAGCAUGUGGUAAAGAAUCUAGGAGGACCUGUUAAGACAAUAGGGUGUUAGGUUAGGUAGUUUUUCGAGUAUAGCUAUUAGAAGAAUGUAUAGCCGAUUGAACUCAUAGGCGGAUCUGACUUCGAUACGCUAUUACCAAUAAAACUCUGAGGUAACGAUCAAGACGAGGAAGCAUAAGCCUAACAGUACACUCACGCCUUACCAUUCAGACAUUACUUAUGCGCCGGAUCACCAAGGAGCAUCAAUAAAUUGCCAUCAAGU
Molecule: messenger RNA, 1451 nt
Organism: Daldinia decipiens
Lineage: Eukaryota; Fungi; Ascomycota; Sordariomycetes; Xylariales; Hypoxylaceae
Product: acyl-CoA N-acyltransferase
Exons: 4
Coding region: 184-867 (227 amino acids)
Molecular function (GO): acyltransferase activity, transferring groups other than amino-acyl groups
Source: RefSeq, a predicted model, not a curated record